Chaetomium globosum CBS 148.51 is the source of this 348-nucleotide messenger RNA. RefSeq lists its product as uncharacterized. NCBI's taxonomy places the organism in Eukaryota, Fungi, Ascomycota, Sordariomycetes, Sordariales, Chaetomiaceae. The transcript is spliced from 2 exons. Bases 1 to 348 code for a protein of 115 amino acids. The record is from RefSeq and is a predicted model, not a curated record.
AUGCCACAGCUUCGACGGACGGCAUCCCCCGGGUCGAGGUGUACCCGCAAGAAACACUUGGAUCAUUUCGCCAAGCAAUAUUCGAGUCAAAGCAAAUGGACCCUCGUGAUUCAUUAUCUUCGGUCCACGGCGGAGGCGAGCUUCGGGUCUGCUGUGAGGCAUAUCCGCACCAGAAAACACAAGUCAGCGGGCCCCAUGAAGGCGGUUGCUGGCAUGGAAGAUAACUCGACGUACAUGUACUUGCUUCCGGCUAAUGUCAUGCUCUCAUGCAUGUCAACGGCCCCUCAUCAAAUGGUUCCAGAAGCUGGCUUGACGUCGUCUCUGAUUCGCGGGCGCCGGGGCUCAUGA